Salvelinus namaycush (lake trout) is the source of this 2514-nucleotide messenger RNA. RefSeq lists its product as uncharacterized. Gene Ontology annotation, biological process: calcium-ion regulated exocytosis; regulation of dopamine secretion; regulation of calcium ion-dependent exocytosis. The record is from RefSeq and is a predicted model, not a curated record. Bases 1 to 2514 code for a protein of 837 amino acids. Gene Ontology annotation, cellular component: synaptic vesicle; synapse; membrane. Lineage: Eukaryota; Metazoa; Chordata; Actinopteri; Salmoniformes; Salmonidae. Gene Ontology annotation, molecular function: clathrin binding; calcium-dependent phospholipid binding; SNARE binding. The transcript is spliced from 18 exons.
AUGGAGCUGGGAGGGGCUGCGCGUAGGGAGGCUGGAGGAGGGGCCUUCUUCACGUGCACCAUCUGUGGCUGCAGAGGACCAGGUUCACAGAAUGUGAAGGCAGACACACUGUCCUGGCUGUAUGACACAGAGGAGCGGCCCAUGGAUCAGACUCCCAUUCUCCCGGCCACCUGCCUGAGUCAGACCGAGGCUCCUGAUUGGUGGACGAUUGGUUCAUGCGAGCGGAGGAGACAUGGGAAGCCGCCCAUGGUCACCUCCAGCAGGCCGCGCUGCGCCAAAAGACCAGCGCGGACCGUCACCGCAAUUGCUCUGUCUGCAGGGUCUCUAUCUAUCAGUGUGUUCCUGGUAUCUCUGGGGCUGACGGUGUGUGCCGUGUGGCUCGUAGCUCUGUGUGGAGUCUGCACCUGGUGUCAACGCAAACUGGGGAAGAGGAACAAGCCUGGUGUGGAAGCGGCCAGCACACCAGAUUCAGUUCAGAUCCAUGGCCGAGGGGAAAACAAAGCCAUGAAUGAUCUAGACAGGGACUUUUGGAAUAACAAUGACAGCAGCAACGUGCAGCAGAGAUGGAGCUCCUACCCGCCCAAGGAGUUCCUCUUAAACAUGUCCCCCUAUGCCCCGUACGGAGACCCUCGCCUCACGCCCAAUGGGGUGGAGAAGGGGGAUGGGGGUGGGGCUGGGUGUGGGAGCGGGGCAGGUCCCAGUCGCAGUGACAGCGUGAGAAGCAUAGUGACGGGGCUGGGCCCUGGCAGCAAGGCUGGGCGCUGGCAGACGGUCCAGAGCCACAUGCACGCCGGAGGCCUGAGGCCCAGAAAUUUUGGGGACCCCUCCCUCUCAGCCGCCUCUACCCUGGAGCACAUUCCAUCCUCUGCAGCAGCCCGUCCUCGUCCCCUGGUGCGACAGCAGAGUCUCCAGCAGCCUCUCAGCCACCAGCCCCCUCCGGGCCCCAAUGACCCCCCAGCCACCUCCCAGAGCCUGGGCCAGCUGCACACAGGGCCCGGGGGCGGGGGGCACCGGGGAGGCCCACGGGGGGUGCGGGGGAGUCCGGCGGGGACAGGUGCUUCCCGGUACAGAGGAGCAGGAGGAGGACGCUCCAGGUCCAACCCAGGCAGCUGGGACCACAUGAUGGGACAGAUCCGCAACAGAGGACUGGAUGUCAAGUCUUUCCUCGAGGGGAAGAUGGUUGUUCUGUCUCUAGCGAUCGGGCUGGCUGAACAAGAUGACUUCGCCAACCUCCCAGAUCUACAGGAAGCACCAGCGUGCCAAGAAAACUCAACUCCACCGGACAAAUCAAGGUGGAAGAGACGUUCACAAAUUCUCGAAGUGGUCCAGCGCCGCAUCUCCUUCUCCCCACACAGCGUUGACACACUCCAGAGCUUUCCCCGAGAGACACGAGAAGAGGGCGGACACCCUCUCACGGCCCGAGGGAGCCGGGUGAACGGUCGCCAGUCUGGGGACAUUAUCAGUCACAUUCAGAUCUGGACUCUGGAUAGUUCAGCCCUGACACAAGACCUUGCAGCCUCACCUGUGGUGGGAAGCCAUUUGAUGAGCUGCAGGAGCCUGGGUAAACCUGGGAGCCAGACCCCAGAUGAGGCAGGCCGCCUCGGGAACUCCUCCGUCACAGACCUGGCCAACUCUGUCACCACCAGCGACAUUCACAUGCUCUCUCCGGGCUCAGAAGAGGACACAGAAGGGCCUGUGGUUGAGAAGCUGGGCCGGAUUCAGUUCAGUGUGGGCUACAGCUUCCAGGACUCCACCCUGACCGUCAAGAUCCUCACGGGCCAGGAGCUCCCCGCCAAGGACUUCUCUGGCACCUCAGACCCCUUCGUCAAACUCUACCUGCUGCCUGACAAGAAGCACAAGCUGGAGACCAAGGUCAAGAGGAAGAACCUCAACCCUCGCUGGAACGAGACCUUCCUGUUUGAAGGAUUCCCCUAUGAGAAGGUGAUCCAGAGAACCCUCUAUAUGCAGGUGCUGGAUUACGAUCGUUUCAGCAGGAACGACCCCAUCGGGGAGGUGUCCAUCCCCCUUAACAAGGUGGACCUGGGCAACCAGCAGACCUACUGGAAGGAGCUGAAGCCCUGCAGCGACGGCAGCGGGAGUCGAGGAGACCUGCUGGUGUCACUGUGCUACAACCCUCAAGCCAACACCAUCACUGUGACCAUCAUCAAAGCCCGCAACCUCAAAGCCAUGGACAUCGGAGGCACCUCCGAUCCCUAUGUGAAGCUGUGGCUGAUGCACAAGGACAAGCGUGUGGAGAAGAAGAAGACGGUGACAAUGAAGUGCUGUCUGAACCCCGUGUUCAACGAGUCCUUCCCCUUCGACGUCCCCGCCCACGUGCUCCGAGAGACCACCAUCAUCAUCACCGUCAUGGACAAGGACAAGCUCAGUCGCAACGACGUCAUCGGCAAGAUCUAUCUCUCGUGGAAGAGUGGUCCGGCGGAGGUGAAGCACUGGAAGGACAUGAUGGGUAAACCUCGUAAUGCCGUGCAGCAGUGGCAUGCCCUCAAGGCCUGA